AUGUGUCUACCAGAGCGUCCAAUCUUCGUUCCUGAUGCCCAUGGUGCUCAUAUUGAUGGAGGCAACACUCGCACCGACGAUUGGGUCGGUCCGCUUGGAAAUAAUCCCCAAGUCUUUGGAUCUAGCACUCUUUCUGCCUAUAUGUUCUGGGAGGAGGCCACUAAAGACUCUCAUGUCUUGGUUUCCUUGGCCUGCAGCAGUGAUCCUGUUUACUUCUGCCUUGCUGCUCUUGAUUCAGAGACGCUCAAACCCAUUGCACAGUGGUCCGCUCCCAACCACCAUGCCGUCUCUAUCUACUGGCAGGUCGUCGACGGCCGUGUCACGAUCCCCACGCAGGAGGGCUUUAUCGUUGACCUCGAAUUCGUCAAGGGUACCGACGGAACCGGUUCUUUCAAUCUGGUCCGCGAGAUCGACCUCUCUAACAUCAUGACUCAGAAUUCAAUCAUCGCCAUCGUCGGCUACACUGGCGACGGAAACCUGUGGUUCUCUACCACCCCCGUACCGCUCCUUGGCCUCGAUGGUCCUAAUACCACGACUGUCGGCUACGUCCAGACGGACAACACAGUGCACACUAUCCUCCUCCAAGAUGAAAUCGUCGAGAACGGUAUGGCUAUCAACAAUAACGCCGUAUACCUUGUCACUGGUCCUGCUGGCAAGAAGAAUCAUGCUGAUGCGUCCGGUGGAUUUUAUGCCUUCCUCGCCGGUACCGACGGCAUCACCACCGCCUACAACGAGACUUACUCCGCCGGCAGCGGCAUGAAAGCCGGCGGUCUAUCCCGCGGCUCGGGCUCCACCGUCUCCCUGAUUGGCCAAAAGUACGUCGCCAUCACCGAUAACGCCGACACUCAGAUCAACCUCGUCGUAUAUCAUCAGGUGGAAGAGCUUCCCGAGGGAAAACCCGCUCAGGUCUGCUCACACCCUCUCUUCGAGCCGAAUGCCAGCGCAAACGAGGCGUGCCUGACCACCUACUCUGACGACAACAAGUACACCGCUGUGAUCCCGAACGGCUACAACUCGCCCUGGAGUUUCGGCGGCGAGAGCGAGAUCAACGGUCCGCAGAACAACCUAAGCGUUAUGGCCCCGGGUGCUACCCGCAUUGAUAUAUCUGACGACGGCACCUGCAGCUUCGUCUGGGAUCUCCCAGUGCGUGUGACCAUGUCGACGCUGUCUACCGGCUCUGGGUUAUUCUACAUAUAUACGCAGGACUAUGAGCUUGCUAAUCAAGGUGAAUAUGUGUGGUAUGUUGUGGCGUACGAGUUCCAGAGUGGGGAAGAGGUAUGGCGCGCGAAAAUGGGUUCUGGUGGCGUUUACAACACUGGUAUCUCGGCUAUUCAGUUGGGUCCGAAUGGUAGAAUCUACGAGGGUAUCGACGGGGGUGUUGCUUGGAUGCAGGAUUCUGCAUAG
Molecule: messenger RNA, 1404 nt
Organism: Didymosphaeria variabile
Lineage: Eukaryota; Fungi; Ascomycota; Dothideomycetes; Pleosporales; Didymosphaeriaceae
Exons: 2
Coding region: 1-1404 (467 amino acids)
Source: RefSeq, a predicted model, not a curated record